This is a messenger RNA of Pseudomassariella vexata, 3875 nucleotides long. RefSeq lists its product as uncharacterized. The transcript has 3 exons. The record is from RefSeq and is a predicted model, not a curated record. Bases 183 to 3515 code for a protein of 1110 amino acids. Gene Ontology annotation, molecular function: protein binding. NCBI's taxonomy places the organism in Eukaryota, Fungi, Ascomycota, Sordariomycetes, Amphisphaeriales, Pseudomassariaceae. Gene Ontology annotation, cellular component: cytoplasm. Gene Ontology annotation, biological process: response to starvation; autophagy.
UUGACUCGUAUUCUUACUCGACACGUACAAUCCUGAACAGAAACUGCCCGCCAACACGCCCUUUCUUUGAUCAUCCCGUCUGAGUAGUCCGUCUGCGAACCUCGUCUCGAGUCGAGCUCUCCCGAGAGCUCCUUUGCUGGCGUGCAGGAAGACUGCCCCAGCAUUCUGGUAACAUCACUUGAAUGCCUGCAAAGAAGAAGGACAAAAAUGCCAAAGAUAGUGGUGGUGUUGUUGCGGCGGUGACGAAACAUGCUGCCAAGUUCUCAAAUGGCAACGCAAAUGAACCGUCUCCAGCCAUGCCUGAAUCCCCCCCAAACUCAGACUCGCCCGACAUGCAGCCUGCGACCCCGGCUUCGAUCCCAACGAACGGGGUCUCUGCUACCGAGGCCUCGCCGCUUCUAGAUGCUGUUUCGGGUACGUCGGUUGCGACCAGCACGGCGCCAAGUGAAUGGGCCAAAAACCAUGGAGUGUUUGCCGGCUCGCCCAACUUAAUCAGCCUGAUGGGUGAAUCACCUCCAACUCAGCCAUCAUCGUACGAAGAUCAAAGAGUGUCACCUUACACGUGGAAUGGCCAACGACCCUUCGCUAAUAGCCAGGGUUAUUCGGCGUCUCCUCCAACUGGCUCAAGGCGUCCGUUGAGCUUCCAGAUGGAUGCCCAUUACGCAGCGAAUGACGUUAGGUCCCAAGCCUCGUCACCUCCAGGCGCCCGAAGAAGCUCGAUGCAUUCGCCGUUCGCCCAACCGCGGGUUGGAGGCCAGCCGCCUUUGCCCCACCAGCCCCAGGCCCAUUUCUAUGGCGCUCCUGAUAUUGAUUUUGAUUUAAACCCGAAAAGCGGUCUGAAGGCAGGCGAGCGCGGAUAUUACUUCGGCUUCGAUACCUGGCCAGCGCCAAGUGGCGCAAUCAGCCUUGGUAUUAGUACCGUUGCUCUAGCAGGCUACGAAGGCGGCUUGGACAUCUACUCGGUUUCUAAGCGCGGGGUAGAGCUCCUCACGAGUUUGAAAGGUCUUCGAGGUGGUGUCUACAAUGCCAAGAUCUUGCCCUGGAAUGGGGUUGGAGAUCAAUAUGGGCUGUUUCCAUUGAUAGCCGUCGUGGUUCAUGGGCCGGUCAUGCCUACACCACCUGCGCCUGAGAUAUCGGGUGAGACACACUACGAUGCCGGAACAAGUCCGAAGAUGGAUGGAAUCAAUACCCCGCAGUCUGACACCAAUCAGAGGCUGAUCGGCGGAGGAAAGUCUGCACCAGCUGUCGAGGCCUAUCAGACGACCGUUGAAGUCUACUCAUUGAGAACGAACAGACCAGUUGGUACUUUGUUGCAAGCAUCGAGGAUCCCAUUCAAGACUUCAACAACAAACCCGGCAUUUAGAAGGCCGCCUCCCACCGGCGCCUUCCAGAUCCGCGCCGAUGACGGAACAGUUGUUGUGUCUUCCGGUACUACCGGCGAAUGUUGGGUCUAUCGGCAAUUCUUGUGCGAACUGGAGCCCGGAUUUGAAUUCCGAUGUGUAGGGAAAAUCUGGACAACCCUCCAGCAGGCGCGCAAGGGGGAUUCAACGCCCGAAGAGGACAGGAGCCGCAGUCCAGUCCCUCCUCGACAGAGCCCACAAACACCAAUUGUGGCCAUGAGUGGGAGAUGGCUUGCAUACUGCCCACCGGCUCCAUCUUCCCAAAUUGCCCUCAAUGCCGUCAUUGGAGUUCCCGCCGAGGGCAAAGCUCCUGGCUUGGCGACACUCACAUCACCCGUUCUGCCAAGUGAGAGCUCCGAGGUAGACCAGCCCAUCUCAGACGGAGUGAUGAAUAAAAUCAUGCGAGAAACUACACAGGAGGUUAUACAAGGAGCCCGCUGGGUAGGGAAGCAAGGAAUGCAGCUCUGGAACAAUUACUGGAAACAGCCGGGCCCUGCACCUCAAAGCCGGACUCCCGCCAUUGGCUCUCCGCCUGGAUGGGCUGCAAGCUACGCUGGCAGGACCGAUGCUUCGCAGUUCCCUCCAACUUAUGGCGUAUCUGGGCAAGCAGUUACGAAGGAUCCUGGCCUCGUGUCAAUCCUGGACUUGGAAAGCUUGGAAAAUUCGACGUCAAUUCACCAUGUCACUACGUUCAAGACUCCCCUAGGUUGCAGCUUUCUUUCCCUUUCUCCCACUGGGCUUUCCCUGUUCACGGCGAGUAGCAAAGGAGAUGUGCAGACGGUGUGGGAUUUGAUGCGCAUUCAAUACAGCAAAUCGUCCGCGUUGCAAAACUCGCAACCGAACAAUGGCCAUACCACACGGGUUAGGCAAAUUGCUCAGUUUUCGCGCAUGACUGUUGCUAGAAUUGUCGAGGUCGCUUGGGCGAAGCCGAACGGGGAGCGCGUUGCUAUGGUCACUGAGAGAGGAACAGUCCAUCUUCUCGACAUGCCUCCCAGUGCGUAUACCUGGCCACCUCCUCGUAGGAGAGCCAAAGCACAGGAGUCGGGGGCCGGGGGCGCUGAAAAUGCACCUUCUGCGGCCUCGAUAGCUUCCACGGCUCUGACGUCGGCUUACGACGCUGCGCGACCUCUGAUCAACCGCCAAAGUCGAAGCAGCUCCAACACCCAAAACGCAUCUAGCAUAAUGGACCAUGCUAGUUAUGGUGGAAAGUUCAUUGCUGCUGGCAUCAGCCAUUCUCUGGGCAAUGCUGGGACUGCUAUCAAUCAGCUACGACAACAAGGAGAGAACCGCGUCAGUCUUCCCAUGACUAAUGCGACUCCAGGAAUAUCAUGCGUCACGUGGACCACUGGCAAAAGGUCACACACGUUGUACGUUGCGGGCGCCGGCCUGGUCAGAAGCUUCCCAAGCAAGACGCGUAAGACCACGUCCGGCAAAGAUAGACCUAGAAUUCCUUGCGGAAACCGAUACAAGGACUACAAGCUAGAGGCGCUGCCCGAUGACAUGAUCGCUCCUGUCAUCAGGCGCAUCGUCGACGAUGAGGACUUGGAUCUCAUAAACCCAGACUUGGAUGGCGGAAAUCCACUCGUUUUUAAUACGCGCCAGCGGCUAUCGGGAUCUGACCUCGGGCCUGAGUCGUCGAUCCCGCAAGCUGAGAUAGAGUCCAGUGCGCCGUAUCAACCAUUCCACACUGAUCGGCGAGUUGCUCUCUACGAGUAUGGUAUCGACCCGGUGAAGUCUUCUCUUAUCACCAUCACUCAAUUGCUGGAUGCUACAACUUUGGAUGAAAACGUAUCACCUGCACGAACUAAGAAAAGGCACCAGCCUAAGCCUUCUGGGAAGCAACAAGCAUGGGCCUUUGGCCAGAAAAUUGACGCCGUGAAGGUGGACGUGGGCCUAGUAGUAACGGAAGAAGUCGACUUUAUCAACGGCACAGACGAUCACCGUGCUUUACCGGCCUCGGCUAUUGAACGAGUCUUGCAGGUCGGUGACAAUGACGAGCAGAUCGUGGUGACAACGCGCCGACGCAGGGGUGGAAACCGUGCAUCGGAUCUCGACGAGGACGGUUUCUUUGAGGAUGAUUGUGAAGUGCUUGACUUUGCGGACCAGAGAGUUUAAGGUCUCUCCUCUGUAGACGACGAUGCGACACACGUGAUUUUGCCUGUGCUGGAUGUUCAGGUUUUGUCAGGGAUAUAGACGGAGGCAUGCGUGGACUGUUUCUUCUGCUUGCGUGAUUCUGCAUGCAUUUGAUCGAACAGUAUCGUGCCGGAUGUGUUCUAGGACUUCACUUUUUGAGUCGGGCGACGAUAUAAAUUAUCGAAUUUUGCCCUUCUUUUGAGUUGAAUGCGGCCUAGACACCACGGGGCCAGGGGUUCACAUGCGUGUAGAGCAUUCUUAAGACUUCGAGACUGGUACAGUUCGGAGCAAAAGAUAGGAGUUGUACGCGACUCAAUUAGAUACCAUUAACUCCACCUCUUU